UGAGGUUAAAGACCAUGGAGGCGGUCGUGCGCAAGCUUGCGCAUCCGAUCGAGGAGAUCCGCGUCCGCGCCCUCCACACGAUCGAGACCAAGGUCACCCGUGGGCUCUGGCCGGCGCCGAUGGCGCUCCCGCAGGCGCUUCGGUCCAUGCUCGCUGACAGCCUGCCGGCUCUCGCCGUCGACUACCCACAGGCCGCGACCCUCCUGCAGCAGCUCAACGCCCCGGCGCCGGCCACACGCCCGCGCGCGACGCUGGGUAGCUUGAAGCUAGCGCCAGCUCAACCUCAAGAGGAUGUCAAGGAGGCUCCAGCGCUGGCCGAGCCGCCGACCGACACAGCGCGUGGCUGGACGUUCCCGCCCGUCGUGCUCGCCGAGGCCGACGACAAGCUGCUCUUCGAGCUCGAGGUGAAGCUCAAGCUCCAGGCGCGCCCCAUGGAUGUGCUUAGCGUCGUGCGGCGGCUGCGCGACUCUGCGAUCAUCGACUUCCCGCCCGAAGUCUUUCUGCAGCGCCCGGCGACGCUCCAAUACCUCUUGCACCUCGUCGCGACGCCGCUUCUCGAGCCGUCCGCGGGCUUUGGCGACGUCUACUACGACUAUCCCAAGACGUCGACGCCGGCGACGCUUCUUCUGACCGUCCUCGACGUCCUUUGCGACCUCACGGCCGGAUGGCUGCAGUCGUGCCGCCUCCUUGCGCAUGCAACGUACACGGCCCCGUCCUCGCCGCAUCAAACGUCCCGGUACCCUUCUCCUGCCGGCGCACCGGUGGUCGGCAGCUGGUCGCUCGCGGGCGGGCUCCACGAAGUCGUCGUCCACUGGCUCGUCGCGCUCGCGCAACCGACGGCGCCGCAAGUCCACCUCGUCGCCGCUGUCGUCGCUGUCGCACCGGCAUGGCUUCGCGACGCCGAUGACAUUGGUCUGGACGCUCGUCGUUUCACGCGGCUCUUCCACGCGAUAGCAAACGUGCUACUUGCGCCACACGUCGACAAGCACGUCGUCACGCCUCUCGUCCGUUGGGUCACCGAUGUCUUCAAGCAGUUGACGCCGUCCGAGCUGCACCCGUCGGUUAUCACAGUGCCGGACCGACUCGUCGACGAGCUUGCGUCGCACGUACUUGUCACCGGCGACGAGCAACUGCUGCCGUACGUUGUCGCCUGCCGCCCCGAGGUGGCGUUGACGAUGGCGCGUCACGUGCGAUUCUCGGCGCUGCAAAAAAAGUGCGACCCGUUCUUGGCGUCGGUCAGCGCCCGUCUCGAUGGAUCAACGUCGACGUGGGACGCGGCGAGCGCCGUCGCGACAGCCCGCGAGCUGCUCGAUCUAGUCGUCGCGGACGAUGGCCGCCGAGAGUCGCUCCUCGGUGCGAUCGCACACGUCAUUGGCCUUGCCGCCGACGAGCCAGACCUCUCACUCGCGGUGCAAGAGCUCGUCGAGGCCCUUGGCCAGCGCUGUGUCGAGGUCAACGGUCACUACGAGACGGUCCUGGCGUACGUCGAAGGGCCUCUUGGCGGGCUCUUAACUGCACAAGGCAUUCUGCACGGGCUGUGUCAACGCCUCGCGGUUGACCCGGCGGCGGAAGCGCUCUGGACGCUGCUUGAUGGAUGCUGGACCCGGCUCGGCUCUGACAUUCCGCCCGUCAUGUGGCCGUACCUGCAGCACUGGGCGUACGCCGAGGUGCCCAUCUCGCGCCACCACGGCGACGUCCAAGAGUCCUGGGCGCGCCUGCUUCAUGCGCUGCCUGCUGUCGCAAUGGCGGACGACGUCGUCUUGCGCCUCCGGUGUCUCUUCCACCGAUCCAACUACGUUCGCCGGGCAGCCGUCAUGGGCCUCAACGAGAUUUUAAGCUUGGCGGUCGACGACGACGUCUUUGGCGGCGACGACACGGAGCCCGCGCUGCAAGCCUACGCAAGAGCACACCACUCUGGUCGACUCGGCCAUGCGUCGUCAUCGCAGCUGGUCGAGAAGGUGCACAUGUGGCUGCUCAUGCUGCGCUCGACGUCGCUCGAAGCCAACAUCAAGGCGUCCGUGCUCACCCAAGCCGCCGAGCGAUUGUACCGCGUCGGUGGCGCCACCGACGUCCUCGCCGACGCCGGCCUUCUCGCCGAGCUGCUGCCGACGCUGGUGCAGCUCCUCGAUGACGCCAGCGCAUGGAUGGCACCCAAAGUCGUCUUGGUGCUCGAUCGGCUCUUGUCGCAGUCGAGCUUUGCGCGCAAGUGGUUUCGAGCGCAGGUCGACGGCCUCCGCGCGCUCUUCCUAUGCGCCAAUGUCGAGACCAACCCCGAGCUCCGUGCUGGCGCGUACUGCUGCCUCGCGUACAUCACGAUGGCCCGGGACGUUUGGACGCUCGAAGAGGACUACGUGACGUCGAUGCCGUCGAUGCUCUUGCCCACAUUUGGUCUGCACGCGAGCGUCUGGACGUCCAUUGACUCGCUUUGCCCGACGCCGCUACUGGCAUCAGCACCCGCGUCCCCUCUGCCUCUGCAGCGACCUAUGGCGGCCGAGUGGACACCGACGCACGUCCGCGCGCACCUCGAAGCACUCGCAUCGGCGUCUUCGCACCGGUCGUAUCUGCACCUCCUGUACAACUUGCGGUGGUGGCUUGUCUUGGACCCGACGGUGUGGGCGCCGGUCGUCGACUCGCACGGCCAGCAUCUCUUGCGUCUUCUCGAGACGUACCCGUGCAGUGCCAAGGACCUGCUCGUGCUCGCCGCGCUGCUCCGGUGCUUUGCCAGUGUGACGCCACAUCUCGGCUCGUCGCUCCUCCUGACCUUGCUGCUGCGCCUCAAGGUGCACGUGGCGCCGCUGCUCCGGCAGUGUCUUGCGUCCAACGCGCCGCUUUUCGACGCGACCAUGGGCUUGCUCCUCGCGAUGGCCGAAGCGUCCGUCGACCUCGCGCGGUUUGUCGCUGCCUUCCUCAUCGAUACGAACGUGCAUGCCACGGCGCUUCUCACGGUCGGCGUUGCCGUCGACGCAGCCGUCGCGCUUCCGGUGCAGCGCGUCUGUUUGCGGCUCGUGGCGCGGCUCACGCAGGUCGCGGGCGUCGACGCCGAGGCGUGGCAUCGCUUUGCGUCCGAGACGCUGCGCCCCGUGCUUCUCAGUGUGCUGCGCCCGCACCGACGCGCCGACUCGUUCCAGGACAAGCGGCGAGUGCUCCACGCUCUCGAGUGCCUCUUGGCUCUGCCCACCGACGAUGACGUCGUGGCCACCGCGCGCAGUGUAUUGUUUGACGUCGAUGGCCGACUGCGAACCCUCGGCUACAUGCUCGUGGCCUCGGGCGCCGAGACGGAGGCCUCGCUGGCGCAACUGGCCCUCGAUACGGUGGGCGACGCCACCGAAGCCGCCGCGGUUCGCCGUGCCGCGGGUGCCGUCGUGGCUCGUGCGAGCGCACUUUACACGGCGCCGGUCCGAAAACUGCUCGUCGACGAGACGACGACGUUGGCGCCAGCGCUCACGCUCGCCCUGCUGCGGCUCGUGCCUCUCAACGACCCGAGCUUGCCCUCGUUGCCGUGGCCAUUGCUCUUGUCGAUGGCGACACCGGUCGACGUCUGCAGCCGGUUUGCUCACUCGGUCCUCGGCCUCUCGGAGACCAAACGCUCCGCAUUCCGUGAUCUCAUCACGGAGGCCUGGACGACGUCACACCAAGCAGACGCGAUGCUCAGUGUACGCACCGCGUCUUUCCUGCUGCUCUCGGUCGCGCCACGUCCGUCAGUGGCAUCGCUCUUGCCAGCGGUGUCGUCCGUCUUGGUCUGGUCGGGACCACUCGAUGCGCACUACACAGCUCUUCUGGGCGACGUGCUCAGCGUUCUUAGCGUCCUUUUGGCCGAGAGCUCGCUGCACCUGCCAGCGUCCUUUCUCUCGGAGCUACUCGAAGCACUGUUACGUGCGACGUCGGAUCGCUUUGCCGACCGCGCGCUCCUCGAACGUCUCUUGGCGCCCAUGGCGGCGCUGCUCCCGCGCAUGCUGCCGCUGCUGUUGCCGCAACAAACCACCAAGCUCUCGACCCUUAGCGACCACGUCGUCGCCCUCCUCGUGCACACAGAGGUGGCGCCUGCACCGCUCGCAUCGAUCCUCACGUCGAUCGCCGAGUCGGGUGAGGUACCGAUGGCGCCCACACACAACCUCGUGGCCGUGGCCUGGCGCCGGCUCCUCGUCGCCGCCGACACGAUGCGACUGCGCGGUGUCUCGGCGUCCGACAGCUUUGUGCUCUACGCCAGUCUCCUCGCCGGACUUUUCUUCACCUCGAAGAGUGCGCAGGACGACGCGACGGCGCUGGAGCUCCCGCGGCACGUGGCCAACUUCUACUCGACGAUUUGCAAGCCGACGGUCCACGCACCAGUGGCUUCAUCGGCACUUGCGCUGCUGAUCAACUACGUCCGUGCCAACGACAGCUCGAAGCGCGCUACCAUCGCCCAAGGCGCGUUCUACGCGCAGCUCUGGGAGACGGCCCUCGCAAGGAAUGGGGCCUCACCACAGGUGUUUUCGCUGCUCAAAGCGCUCGUGCUGCACGCCGACGGCGUCCUCGCGGCCAUCAAGCGCGGCUUCCUCGCAAAAGCAGUCGCGUCGCUCGACGAGACGCUGCGGCAGAUCGCCAAGGGCAACAAGACGAUCUCGAUUGCCGCUGUCGGACCGCUCGUCGACGUCUUGGCCAACGUCGCCAGCGUCGAGGACGGCCGGGCUGAGCUCGGCAGCAGCACGCGACUGCAUGUCAUCUUUGCCGACCUCUUGGCGGCGCCCUCCGUGCUGCAGACAACGACGCGCUGGGUGCGUCACAUGGCGUGUGCGCCCAUGGGCAAGAACGCACUCAUCCAGUGGCAGUCGGUGCUCGCGGCGCUCGUUGCACUAGUCGCGGCGCCCGACGUCAUCGUUGCGCUCCACGCGUCCUGCGCCGUGUGGUGGCUUCUGUACAACAACCAGCGCGCGCUCGCGCUUCUUCAAACCAAUGCCGAGUGGUCUGCGACGCUACGCGACGCAGCAACGAGCGCCGCGACGCGCCUCGACUCGGAUGCGCACCGUGUCGUCGAGUAUCAGCUGCGCAACAUUGUGCAGCUCUUGGACGACAGAGACGACAGAGACGACAGAGACGGCUUGGUAGCAUCGUAAUGGAAUACCGCGUACUAUUUAACUUGGUCGUGGUCGCGGAACAGAGGCAAACUGCCGUCUUUCG
Molecule: messenger RNA, 5157 nt
Organism: Saprolegnia diclina VS20
Lineage: Eukaryota; Oomycota; Saprolegniomycetes; Saprolegniales; Saprolegniaceae
Exons: 4
Coding region: 15-5093 (1692 amino acids)
Biological process (GO): centriole-centriole cohesion; centriole replication; ciliary basal body organization
Cellular component (GO): centrosome; ciliary basal body; centriole
Source: RefSeq, a predicted model, not a curated record